Molecule: messenger RNA, 2000 nt
Organism: Symsagittifera roscoffensis
Lineage: Eukaryota; Metazoa; Xenacoelomorpha; Acoela; Convolutidae
Product: tripartite motif-containing protein 2-like
Exons: 3
Coding region: 192-1550 (452 amino acids)
Biological process (GO): protein ubiquitination
Cellular component (GO): cytoplasm
Molecular function (GO): ubiquitin protein ligase activity; zinc ion binding
Source: RefSeq, a predicted model, not a curated record
UUGCGUUUUAAUUUUCAGAUGAACUAAACAGCUGAUUUUAUCUGAAAACUGCAUGUUUUAUUUAUUGGUUUAUAUUUUAACAGUUUUUCAAUCUAUCAACUUAGGUUACGAAAAUAUUCGGCUCCUAAGCUUCAAGUUCUGCAAUUUAAAAGCUUCAAUUUCCUACUAAAGAGACAUAAACAGGAGACAAAAUGACCGAUCCGCUUGAAUGCUGUAUUUGUCUGGAGACGCUUGAGAACCCAAAAGCUUUAGAUUGUGGUCACUCGUAUUGUUCAACCCCGAAAGAUUGCCUGCGUAUAGUUCUAAGUAGCGAUUCUAGAAUGUGUUCAAAAUGUCGAGAACCGAUAGCUGCCAGGAUCAGAAACGAGAACGACUUAUCGGUCAAUUACGAUUUAAAAACCGCAAUUGAGGCAUCACAACAGAGCACAUCAAGUGCUGUACUAGACAACCAAGCUGGACAAGACGUUUGCAGUCUUCACAAAAAAGCGAAGAAAUUCUACUGCAAGAACUGCUCGGCCGCCAUUUGCGAAGAUUGUUGGAACCAGAGUCAUCUAGAGCACCACGUUGUUCCGAUAAACUCAGUACUCAAAGACUUAACUACAGCAUCAAACGAAUCUUGGAAACAUGUUGAACAGUAUCAAAACGAUUACAAGCGAUUGGUGACAAAUUCUGUUGAUCUAAACGAGGAAAUUGUCUCUACUAUUGAAAAACUCGAAAAGUUGACGGAGCUGAAAAACAAAAUGCAAAGCGCACAGAAUGUUCUAAAUUUCCAUGCAUUCGAAAAGAAGUCUUUACAGGAACUGAAUGAGCAGAAAGAAAAGGUUGAGCAUAUGAAAUUAAGCAUUUCGGAGUUGUCUAACUCGUGCACUGCGGUUGAAAACAGUUUGAAGAAAACGAUAGCUUCUUUCAGUCAAUGCAAAAAUACGGGAAGUUCUCAGUUGAGGGCCAGCUCAUCAGCAUUGACCAGAAAAGCAAGGACGAUCGGGGCUGAAAGAUGGCAGCUUAGAGAUAUUCGCAAAGGCAGUGCAACCACCCUUGAAUACAUAAGAAAUCCUCAGUUUUGUUCGCAAACUCAGGAAGUAUUUGCUUUUGGUAGUAGCGCAGACACAGUGUUGGUUUUCAAAGUUCAAGGAGAAUCUAUUACAAUGGACCGAAAACUGUCAGCUCAUAGUUAUAUAGGGCUAGCUUUGAGUGGAAGUGGAGCUCUGUAUCUCUUUUCUCGUAAAGAUGGCGUGAAACAGUUGAGUGCGGUUGAUAAGGAAAAUGGAACAGUAGUUAGGACUCUGGAUACUUCAAAAGCAGACAAUAAAUCUUAUUGGAUCAUUCAAGCUCAUGAAAAUGUGUUAAUGCUGGUAGAGCGGAUAGGUUUUCAAUACAAAUGUGUGCACGUGUACGAAAAUGAAGUAUAUACAUCAUAUACACUUCAGCUUCUCAUUAAGUACUCACACCGUAGUUUAUCAGUUUUGUGCGGAAGAGACUAUGUAUUACUGCAUACAAAUAAAAGCAGACUGGCAAUAGUUGAUCUCAACCAGUCUGGAUCUCAAGCCUAGUUCAAAUCAAUCCGGUUGGGUAAAAUAGAAAGUAUCCAUUCACUAGUGUGGAUAGCGAGAGGAGAUGAGGUCAGUGGAGAAGGAUAUCUAUUUGCAUCAGAAUCUGAAGGUAAUGCAUUCAAUUCUCAUGUGUAUGAGUUGAAUGUGAAGAGUGUUGUGGAUGGUGCUCUGCUGAAGCCACUGCAGGUCCCAUUCAUGAACAGUUACGGCUCUAGAAACGUUUUGUUCGGAUGCGCAAUGGGAACAAAUGCUGUUUUUUGCACAGACUUAUGCGGCAAACAAAAGUCCGAGUACAAGAAUUAUGAAUAUCCAAUGAACAUUUUGAAAUUGGAGAAAGUCAUCCAUCGAUGAAAAGAGUUGGAAAGCAAUAACAAAUACUUAAUGGCAUCAAACCUACAUGCAAUGAAUUAACAUCAAAUUGAGUAAUAAUUUUCUCAAUAAAUUGUCAAU